Sphaerodactylus townsendi is the source of this 642-nucleotide messenger RNA. RefSeq names its product carcinoembryonic antigen-related cell adhesion molecule 16-like. NCBI's taxonomy places the organism in Eukaryota, Metazoa, Chordata, Lepidosauria, Squamata, Sphaerodactylidae. The transcript is spliced from 5 exons. Bases 1 to 642 code for a protein of 213 amino acids. The record is from RefSeq and is a predicted model, not a curated record.
AUGGAGCUACCCAAGGGGCCGCUGAUCCCAGAGGGCUAUCUUCCUGGCAGGCUGUGCCGGUACAACAGACUUAAAACCAGCAUAACCGGUAAAGAUGUUGCCGGCACAGGGUUUUGUAUGGUUCGGUGGAAGAAAGGCAAGACGAAGUUCUAUGAAGGCUCCAUUUAUCUACAAGUGUCAGCCUCGAAUCAAUUCAGCAUCCCCGUCCAAUGCGUACCACCGUGGCCCAAUCAAGGGCAGGAAGUCACCCUGACCCUGCAAGGAAUCCCCCGGGAGUUAGAGUCUUGUGAGUGGUUCAAAGCGGGACCUUCCGGGAACUUGCAGCCCAUUGAUUGGUACAGUCCGGGAGAACAGCAGCAGGAUAAUCACACUAUAAGCAAUAAGAGGGUCACCGUGGGUCGGGAUUGCUCUUUGCGCAUCACAAAACUCACCACGGCCGACUCCGGCAAUUACACUGUGAAGAUGGAGGUGUUUGAGGAUCGUCAGCAGCACCAGCCGGUCAAUGGGACCGAGCCCCAAGGUCCUGGAGAGAUCCGGGAACACUGGGGCCAAGUCAAACUACAGGUCAACCAAGGCUCUGGUACGUAUCCGGUCCCUUCUGGGGCACACAAUGAGGGUUGCCAAUUCCGUGUUGGGAAGUAG